Messenger RNA from Phaeoacremonium minimum UCRPA7, 882 nucleotides. Its product is annotated as putative 3-methyl-2-oxobutanoate hydroxymethyltransferase protein. Lineage: Eukaryota; Fungi; Ascomycota; Sordariomycetes; Togniniales; Togniniaceae. The transcript is spliced from 2 exons. Gene Ontology annotation, cellular component: mitochondrion. The record is from RefSeq and is a predicted model, not a curated record. Bases 1 to 882 code for a protein of 293 amino acids. Gene Ontology annotation, molecular function: magnesium ion binding; 3-methyl-2-oxobutanoate hydroxymethyltransferase activity. Gene Ontology annotation, biological process: pantothenate biosynthetic process.
AUGGGCACGCCGUCUGUCAAUCCGAGGAAGAAAGUCACCCUGGGCACAUUGCGCUCCAUGCACAAGAAGGGUGAGCCCAUCACCGUCAUCACCGCGCAUGACUUCCCCUCGGCAUAUGUCGCCGACGCCGCCGGCAUGGACAUGGUCCUCGUCGGCGACAGCCUGGCCAUGGUUGCCCUGGGCAUGGAAGACACGAGUGAGGUCACAGUAGAGGAGAUGCUGCUGCACUGCCGGUCUGUAGCAAGAGCCACCAAGGCUGCCUUCACAAUUGGUGACCUACCUAUGGGUUCAUAUGAGAUCUCACCUGAGCAGGCCCUAGAGACUGCGAUCAAGUACAUUAAGUACGGUCGCGUGCAAGGCAUCAAGCUCGAGGGCGGCAAGGAGAUGGCGCCCACGAUUAAGAAAAUCACCUCUGCUGGUAUUCCUGUCCUGGGCCAUGUCGGCCUCACGCCCCAGCGCCAAAACGCGCUUGGAGGCUUCAGAGUACAGGGAAAGACCGCUAGAGGUGCCUCCAAGGUCCUCGACGAUGCACUAGCCGUUCAAGAAGCAGGUUGCUUCGCCGUCGUGCUGGAGGCAGUGCCGGCAGAGGUUGCCAGCAUCAUUACCGAGAAGCUUUCGAUCCCCACGAUAGGCAUCGGAGCCGGCAACGGCUGCUCGGGCCAAGUGCUGGUGCAGAUCGAUAUGACUGGCAACUUCCCGCCAGGAAGGUUCCUGCCAAAGUUUGUCAAGAAGUACGGCGAUGUGUGGUCCGAGAGCUUCAAAGCCUUGGGAGCGUACCGGGAUGAGGUGAAGAGUCGACAAUACCCAGCCCCGGAGCACACCUAUCCCAUGCCGAAAGAGGAGCUGGAGGCCUUUGCGGACUUCGAGCAUAGUCGCGGAUAA